Messenger RNA from Desarmillaria tabescens, 540 nucleotides. RefSeq lists its product as uncharacterized. The coding region runs from base 1 to 540 and encodes 179 amino acids. The record is from RefSeq and is a predicted model, not a curated record. NCBI's taxonomy places the organism in Eukaryota, Fungi, Basidiomycota, Agaricomycetes, Agaricales, Physalacriaceae. The transcript has a single exon.
AUGGACCAACUCCCAUUCGCCCCAUCACAGGAGACGACCACCGAGCUCAACUCAAUGAGUCAGAGCAUGACCUCCAGACCCAAUACCCUGGAGAUCCACAACUUGCAGUUGGAUACUGGAGAGAUACUAAGGGAUCCUGGGAUGAUCCCAAUACCUCCCUCACCUCCAACGUCCAGCAGUUCUACACCAAUGAGUACAACUGACUCAUCAGUGUACGAACUCUGGAAGAGGGCGAUGGAAACACCGCUAAUGGAACAGAGUGGCAAAGAACCACCUUCAAAGGGAUCGACAACCCUUUUCUCCCUACCUGGGGAGUCGAUCGAGAAGGUGGACGAACCACAGUCAGAAGAACCAAUGCAGGAGGACAUCGAAGAGAUGAAUCUCCAGAGUCAUUUGGAAAGGCCGGACAAAGGCUCCACACCUCAGAGCUUGGCAAGGGAAUCUACUCCCCCACCGGAACUUCAAGAGAGGCAUGGGGAGUCCACACUGGUUCCCCCUGUGAGACAGGGGUCAUCUGGCUCAAAUCCGAAGUUGCCUUAA